Molecule: messenger RNA, 1629 nt
Organism: Nicotiana tabacum (common tobacco)
Lineage: Eukaryota; Viridiplantae; Streptophyta; Magnoliopsida; Solanales; Solanaceae
Product: magnesium protoporphyrin IX methyltransferase, chloroplastic-like
Biological process (GO): chlorophyll biosynthetic process
Molecular function (GO): magnesium protoporphyrin IX methyltransferase activity
Source: RefSeq, a predicted model, not a curated record
UCGUCAACUGCCUUUCAUCUUCUUGACUCAGCUUCCUCUGCCUUCCCAGCAGGAGGAAAUUUUGCUCACUCCCACUUAUUAUGGCUUUCUCUUCGCCACUAUUCUCUCCUGUUAACUUCGCCUUAAAUCCUAACUCUCAAAUCCAUCCUAAAAGCACUAAACCCAACCGCCGGAACUUCUCCGUCUGCGCCAUUCCGCCACUCUCUACUGCCACCGACAUCUCGGCGGUCACCGGUCCGUUGGACGGAACGACUCUCGCCGUACUCGGUGGUGGUUCCGUGGCAGCACUUGCAGCUAUCCUUUCGCUCGCCGACCCCGAGCGCCGGCGGCAGCUGCAGGCGGAGGAGGUCGGCGGCGGUGACAAGGAGGUAGUCAGAGAGUAUUUCAACAACAAUGGGUUUCAGAGGUGGAAGAAGAUAUAUGGCGACACGGAUGAUGUGAACAAAGUGCAGUUGGACAUAAGACUGGGCCAUUCUAAAACUGUUGAGAAUGUGAUGAAAAUGUUGACUGAAGAGGGGUCUCUUCAGGGAGUUACUGUCUGCGACGCUGGUUGUGGGACCGGUUGUUUAUCCAUUCCGCUAGCUAAAGAAGGUGCUGUUGUAUCAGCUAGUGAUAUUUCAGCUUCCAUGGUCGCUGAAGCCCAAAAACAGGCGCAAGAGGAGUUAUUCAAGGCUAAGGAUGACCAGUCCCCGGCACCAGUAAUGCCAAAAUUUGAAGUGAAGGACUUGGAGAGUUUGGAUGGGAAGUAUGACACUGUGGUCUGCUUAGAUGUUAUGAUACAUUACCCACAAAGUAAGGCUGAUGGUAUGAUUGCUCAUCUUGCGUCAUUGGCUGAGAAUCGUUUGAUCCUGAGCUUCGCCCCAAAGACAUUCUAUUAUGAUUUGUUAAAAAGAAUCGGAGAGUUGUUCCCUGGACCUUCAAAGGCUACACGAGCAUAUCUACAUGCAGAGGCUGAUGUGGAGCGGGCACUGCAAAAAGCUGGGUGGAAGAUAAGGAAGAGAGGCCUGAUUGCCACACAAUUUUACUUUGCAAAGCUUAUUGAGGCUGUCCCUGCUUAGGAUUGAAAGGUCCUCUGUUUGCUCCAUGUUGUCUGCAGUAAGAGGAGACCGAAUUCCAUUUGGGUUCCGGCUUGUCUGAACCGAACACAGAACUGGAUUUACGCCCCCUAUGAGUUCUUUCCUCUGCAAUCUUCUUUCCUUCUAUGAGAACAAGUGUUUCUUGUCUGGUCCAUCGCGAGUGUCUUGGUGUUUUACUUUUGUCAUCUGUGUCUUCAGUUGGUUUUUGCUGUCCAUCAACCAAGUCAGCUAAAGAUGUGGUGUUCUCAUUCAUCUCUGUUGAGCCUAAUGUCAUUGAGUUUUGUUUCAGAGGUCAAUUAGGGUGAGAUAACAUUGCACAAAAGGGGACAGUAUAAAGAUCUUUGGGGAUGGUCUAUUGGUGGAAAUUUGUCUAUUGCCUAUUAUUGUGGGAGAGAUUACUAGUUUCAAGAGAUUUACCAAGUUGAUUUGGUGAUUGAUUUCCAAACAAAGGCCUGAAUUCUUUCUUUGGGGAUUGAAUUUUAAAGUCUUUCUUGUUCAAGCACUGGAUUUCCUAAGAGACAAUACCCAUUAAUUGGACAGAUUUCUUAAAGUA